AUGGGUCAUAUUGUUAGCCAUGUUGUUCUCUUUCUUUCUCUCUCGCUCGCAUUCGUUCAUCCUCGUAACGAAGAUGUUAACACAUAUAUUGUCAGAGUCCAAAAUAACAAGAAACCAUCAGUGUUUGCAGAGGUCCAACACUGGUACCAUGCCGCCCUUGAAAGCCUGGAAGACUCGAAUAAUAAUAAUAAUAUUAAUACUUCAAAUUCAAAGUCUCAAAAUCACUCAUCAAAACUAGUUCAUGUUUACAACACAGUUUUCCAUGGCUUCUCCGCUAAACUGACCCCGCGGCAAGCCCAACAGCUUAAGGAGCGGCCGUGGGUCGUUUCCGUUUUCCCCGACCGAGUUUACAACUUACACACGACCCGGACACCUUAUUUCCUAGGCUUAUACGGUGAUACUUACCACACCGUUGCUGGGCCUUUGUUGACUGAUUCCGAUUAUGGCUCGAAUGUCAUCAUUGGAUUCCUCGACUCUGGUAUAGAUCUCGAGCACCCUAGCUUCCACGACGACGGCCUCGAACCCCUCCCAGCCGACAAGAAAUGGAGAGGCGAGUGCGCAGUACAAGGUUUUCCGUGCAACAAAAAAAUCGUUGGCGUUCGGUACAUUACCAACGGAACGUACGCGGAGCACGGCACGCUCACGGUGUCCACGGCCGCAGGGCGUGCCAUCGAGAACGUGUCUUAUCCCGAGAGCGCGAGCGGCACGGCCGUCGGAGUCGCGCCCAAGGCACGAAUUGCGUUGUACAAAGUAUGCGAUGUUUACGGCUGCGCGGGCACCGACAUUCUCGCCGGUUUCGACAGGGCGGUGAAGGACGGGGUCGACAUAAUCUCCGUCCCCCUCGAUUUCAGUGACGACGCCAUUGGGAUCGGGGCGCUUGGUGCCACGGAGAAGGGCGUUUUGGUCAUUGCGUCCGCCGGGAACGGCGGCAUUGUGACCAACGUCGACCCGUGGGUGAUGACCGUCGCCGCGGGCACGAUCGACCGCGCGCUGCCGGCCGAUCUCGUGCUCGAAAACGGCACGCGGGUGCACGGGGCUUCGCUUUACGGUGGGCCCCCCAUGGACACCUCGUCUUUUCUGACCUUGGCGUACGGGGCGGAGUGUGGGUUGUUGGACGAGAUGCAUUCCGGAAAGAUUGUGUUCUGCUACACAGACGACGUCAGCAGUGCCGUAGAGAAUGUGACGAAUGCAGGAGGUGCUGGCGUGGUGGUGGGAACUGGUGUCGACCACGUCGGCCAACAAUUUACGAUUCCUUGCCUCGUCCUGACCGAGUCCGACGGGAAAAUGAUCCUUCACCUUCUCACGGCGAAAGUAAACACGACCGUAUAUGCCACGAUGGAUUUCCGCGGUGUGGAACUCGGGAUCGAGCCAGCUCCAGCAGUAGCUUCUUUCUCCUCCAGAGGCCCUAAUCCUCGUUCGCCGUAUGUUAUGAAGCCCGACGUGUUGGCGCCAGGUGUCAACAUCCUAGCGGCAUGGCCAGAGGGCGUCGACCAGUUCAAACUUAUGUCAGGCACAUCCAUGGCCUGCGCGCACGUGUCCGGCCUCGCUGCUCUCUUGAAGGCACUCCACCCAAAGUGGUCCCCAGCCAUGAUCCGCUCCGCCAUCAUGACCACGGCUUAUAACACAGCCAAUGAUGGCAAACCCAUAAUCAAUGAUAAUGAUAGGACCUACGCUAAAACCUUAGACAUGGGAGCGGGUCAUAUUGACACGAAUAAAGCCUAUGAUCCAGGAUUAGUCUACGAUAUCACCUCGGAAGAAUAUUACGUGGCUUUCAUGUGCGCCUCAAAUCAUACCGAUUGCAGUGAAACUAGGCCGUGGGAUCUGAAUAAUCCAGCCAUCUCUAUUGGUUCGCAGUCAUUAUUACAUAAUGAUAUCACAGUUAAAAGGACUGUGACAAAUGUUGGUGAAGCUGAUGCUAGUUACACUGUGACGGUGACCAAUCCAAGAGGGGUGAAUCUGACGGUAAAUCCGAUGAGAUUAAAUUUUACCAGCAAGGGUGAAAAGCAAAAUUACAGCAUAACUAUACCCGCAACAGAUUUGCCCGAAGAUAUUACUACUGCGGAGGGGAAGAUAGUUUGGUCGGAUGGGAAGCGCCAGGUGGCGUCGCCUGUUGUGAUUGUCAACACUCCUAAUUGA
Molecule: messenger RNA, 2136 nt
Organism: Striga asiatica
Lineage: Eukaryota; Viridiplantae; Streptophyta; Magnoliopsida; Lamiales; Orobanchaceae
Source: the annotation of a GenBank genome assembly